Messenger RNA from Prorocentrum cordatum, 2289 nucleotides. The record is from the annotation of a GenBank genome assembly. NCBI's taxonomy places the organism in Eukaryota, Dinophyceae, Prorocentrales, Prorocentraceae.
GUGGAAGCCGCGAAGUUCAAGACACACGGCUGGGCAUCCCCAUAUACGCAUUCUCAGUGCACCUGGCGGACAGCAUUGUGGUCACAGUGGGCUACGUCGGAUACUUGGAGUGCCUCGUGGCUUGGUCCGGGAGCCUCCCUUGGCCGUGGGCCGUGACGGUCAACUGGAGCCUGGGUCCCGAAGACCCGACCAGCUGGGCGUCCGUAGCCAUUUUGGCUCAAGCCGUUUUUGGCUCGAGUGAGUCUGCGGUGGAGUCACUCUGUGUGCCCAGCAGCAACUGGCAGCCACAUGGUAUCUGCACAUAUUCGGUUUGUACUCCUGUUUUCCACCUUAGUCGGCCGUGGUGUGGGAGAGACAGUUAACAUCGUCAACACGAAUUAUGAGUUGUCAUGGGUGCGCAAUCUCACUGGACUCGACCAUGCAGGAUACGCAUUCAUCUCAGAUGUCCUCCCAGGUAAGCUUGUGCUCACGCAGUUUGGGGCCGCGCCAUUUUUCGGCAAGUCGCUCGUGAGUCUCGUGGACCUUGCUGCAGAGUCACAUGCACCACUGGCGACUAACAUCGACUGGCCCAAUGAGGCAACCAUCGUCGACGAGACAGUAUUCGGCUUCAAAGCUGUCAUUGUUGGAGCCGGCUUCCUCGUCCCAAGCCACACCACCGGUGGAAUUUGGGUCAUGGAGGCAUCGGAGGAGCCAGUGCACCUUACGGAGCCAGUGAAAAUCACUAAAGAUAUGAAUAAACCGUUCAGGCCUGACUCUGGCUGGUUCUACCAUAAAGCAUCUUUGGUGGACAUGAAUGGCGAUGGUCUCCUCGAUAUUGUCACAUCCAGAGCAGAAUUUUCCGUGGAAUCCUGGAACGACAAGCGAGGGAAAUUCGUUUGGCUCGAGCAGCCCAAAGCUGACGCCCUUAGCGGCCAGCCUUGGGCGGAGCACGAGAUAGCAGAUGGCCCUGACUUCAUCUUCUCUCUUAAACCCGCAGCAGCUGGUCUGUCCAGUGAUGGUACGCAGGCUACACAGAUCGAGGCAUGUGCUGCCGAGUUCAUUGCUAAGAGGGUGCAGUUUAUCUCGGGUUCAGAGGCCACUGGCUACAAGAGUCGGGUUGUGGACGACCAGUCAGGGCCUGGUUUCGGCUGUAUGUGGUCCGAUUUGAACGGUGAUGGGAAGCUUGAUAUAAUCGCAACGAACCAUCUCAACCAGAACGGAUCUGUCUAUGCAUAUUCUUGGGAUGGGGAUCUCAAGGAUGAGGCAACUCAGAUUCACAAGCAUGUCCUCGCCACCGGAUUUAGUGCAGCAACGACAUCAGCGGGUCAAGCUUCGCCAGGCGAUGCUAUUCCAUUCUUUAUAUCGACGAAAGACCAUCAAGGUAAGCCAUGUAUUUUCGUCUCUGGUGACAAUGGGAACGACAUUUAUAUUCUCGUCCCAAUGGCACCAACUGAUCCCAACGAUUGGACUUACGCAAAACAGCGCUUGGCAUUUCUUGGCGCUGAUGUUGGCCGCAUCGCGAUUGCCGAUACUGAUGGAGACGGAUACAACGAGUUGUUCAUUCCUGCAUAUGAUCUCGGAAUGUUGGUGCACUACAAAUUCGGUCCAAAGUCAUUCCAUACAGUUGUAGUGUAAGCUGACGCAGCCUGCGAGCGUAUUGUCAGGCUGUCUUGUUUUUCCCCAGGCAGUGCUCACACGUACGGCUCCCAGUUUGCGUUCUUUACUCUGCAUUGCUCUCACCACAAAGUUCACACCGCAUAGGUGUCACCUCCUCUGUGCAAGAUCUCACUGUUUGUUGUCCACGCUGGCUAAUUUAUUUUUCCGCAUUGCAAGGACAGUGUAGAUGUUCUACCGGCCAUUCUUUUCGUCGUAAGCGGCAGUCGUGCUCAAGGGGGCGCACUGGGAGCUCACGUCAUUGCAUUACCCUGGCCGAGCUGUACAAAAAAAAGACCCGACCAGCUGGGCGAAACUGGAUUUUUUAUCUGCGGGGCGAGAGCGAACCUCUUCCGCUAAAAGCUAGGCGGGCUGCGCACAGCUUUAAUUAGGGAGACAGGUUGUGUGUAUUUAUUUGUGUGUCCUUGGGCCUCUUUAACAUCAAGAGCCAGGCUAUCGAGAUGGGCUUCUCGCCGGUCCUGCAGCACGCCCUGUGCUCGGGCGCCGCCUGCCGAGGUGGGCGGUCCAGCGAUCGACGCCAACGCUUUCACCAACGGGACGACGGCAGCAGGAUGCUCAUGCGCAGUCGGAGCGGCGAAGCUCCUCACCCACGCCCUGCUGAAGCGCGCAGCCACUGGCGCCUUCCCUCGAUCACCA